CAUAGAGAUGCAGCUAUACAAUCGAAACCUGCCGUCACACAAGGAUGUAGUAAUCGUUGAAUUGGGGAUAACGUUGCAAACUUUGGGGCCGCCGAAAGUAUUUGUGUGAAUAAUUAAAAAAGAGAGAGUACUUCAAACCCUGCAUAAUACACUUUACUUAAACCAUGGUUUGAAUGCCGUUGGGUUACCUUUUUUUUUUUGCUGUUCAUUAUAUGUUAGUUAUAUCUAUUUUUAGUUUAUCUAUUUGUUUAUUUGUAUGUGUUUAGUUGUUUGUAAAUGUGCCACACUAAGUUCUUUUGCUGACUCACUGCAAGUGUGUCUUGUAAAUAUAUUGGUUCAAUAUAGAGGGAAAUCAAUCACUAACUGGCCAAGCUAUAGCGUUAGCUUGUUUUGCAACUUAAAUUAACAUACAAAUAUUCAUGAGUUACUACUUUAAGUAAUAAAAUAUAAUUUCAUAGUUAAAAAACAAACAAAAACAAAAAAAAUACAAUACUUUAAUUGAAAACAACUCUUAUACUUUUAUAAGUCGAGCCUUAUUUCCGUUCAUUGGGUACAACUCAAAGCUAUUGAAUAAAGGCCGGGACAUUUUGAGCUUUUGAGGUAUGGCGCAUGCGCAGUGUAACUGGAGCUACAACGUUGGAGGGUCACUGCAGACGGCGCUAGCCAUAAAGGGAUGGUGGUUUCAGCUCCAUGAACGCAAACUGAGAACAGGUGCUCUCUGCUUGCGCUCGGCCUGACAUAACGUUUUGGGUACGCUCGUGCGCUAGCUCGUGAGCCUUCCGGCAAGUGCAGUCCAGGUUUCACUGCGCAGGCGUUGUACCGCAUGAAAUGACGCAUGACAUCCACCCUUUUCACUGUUCCUGGUACAAAUAUCUGAUGUGUUCGCAUUCGCAACUGCGCCACUUGUUGCUACGGACGCCUGGCUCGUCGUCAACAGGAAAGAGCGGGAACUACUUCCGGGGGAAGAGAGUAAACUGGUGUCCACGUGAACUAUCUAAGGGUACAAAGUGAGGCGACUGGCCCUGCAAAGAGACAUUGAUCAGCAGUCGCAGCCCAGGGAGCUAGCCCAACCUUUGAUAAGCCAGAGGUCUGUUGCUGUGGAGAGGGGUGAAAUGAAGAUGGAGAAGAGUGAGCAGAAUUUUGUGAAGAAGAAGAAGAAACUCACAAAAGGACAAGCCUCUCUGCCUGAAAAGAAAAAUGUUUCUGUUGAUAAUGGGAGCCAAGCAGAGGUUAAAAUAGAAACGAAGAGUAAAAAGGUUGAUGUAAUUGUUAUAGAUAUAGAUGGGGAGUCUUUGGAUGAAAGUGAACAGAAAGAGAAGACAAAGAAGAGGAAAAUUGUCACUGAAUCUCUUAAUGGUUCUUGUGUUAAGAAUGGAAAUGACAAAGAAGUCAAGAAGAAGAAGAAGCUGGAAAUUGCACCGCUCAGUUCAGUAAAAGAAAAAGUGGAAGAGAAACCAAGGAAGGUGAACAAAAUACAAAAUAAGUCUGUUCAAACUAAACCACAAAAUGUAAAGAUGGAGAAAGAGCAGAAGGAGGAAUUACCAAAGAGAGCCAAGAAGAGAAAAACGAUUUUAGUUGUAAAUACAGAGAAAAGUGAGGAUCAAGUUAAAGAAAAGAAGAAACAGGAAAGCUGUGAAGGAAUAACUGUUACAAAAAAGAGAAAAUCUGCUAAAGUGACUGAGAACGGAGUGAAGUUAGGAACACCAGAGCGAGACACUUGUGAGGUAAAAGUGAAAAAGGAAGCCAAUGCUAAAGAAAAGCAAAAUAAAUUAGCAACGCCUCAGAUGAAAGGUAACAAAAGGAGCAAAGCGGCAUCAGGCCAAAAGGUGGAGAAAGACGAUAUGCCCAACAAGAAGAGAGACAAAUCCACAAAGAGCGAGAUUGUUAUCAUAGAUGAAGAGGAGCCUAAGACAAAGCCGAAGCCAAAGACGGAGCUUAAGACAAACGGAAACAAAGAAAAGGGUAGAAAAGCAUCUGUGAAGGUCAGCAAAGUAGAGGAGAAAGAGCCAAAGAAGAAGAAAAAGGGAAAAUCAACGGGAGAAGAGGAGGAAGAACCAUUAAUACUAAAAUGUGAGGAGGUUGAGGAGCAGAUUAGUAAAACGGGAGCCACGGACACGACGGGCAAGAAGAGCAAAAAGAAGAAGAAGAGCUCUGCUAAGGUGGAGACUGUGAGUUUUGGAACUGGUGCAAAAAAGAGGAAGAUUAAAGAAGAGGUGGAAGACCAACAUGACUCGCACAUCGUGGACGUGGUCUUCCUGUCGGAGAAAUCUGGAAACGCAGAUGAGGUCACCAUCAACCAGGAAAGAAGACAGGCUUUACAAAUGGAGAUCGACAAAGCCUCUCAACCCCAAAAACCAGACAACCCAAAGGGUCUCGGCCAGUGGGGCAGCGCCCAGUUCGACAGCUCUGACCAGCAGCAGAAGUUCCUCCGGUUGAUGGGCGGCUUCAAAAAGGGUUCCCAGCUGGCUGCGGCGAGCAGUGACAGAGCUAAUAUGGCACUGGGGAAGGACGCACAGCAGCAGUUGCAGCAAGGGCUUCUGGGAGACUUUGAACGCGCUCAAUCGCGCAGAAUGGACUUCAGUAACAGAGGGUCAGGACUUGGGUUCAAUGCACCAACCAAUAAGAAGUUGUCCAUCGACAUCAAUGCAUGUCGAUCAGUUCGCUUUGAUGAUUGAUCCAAGUGUGCGUGUCUUCAAGAGAUGGUUGUGUGGUUGUACAACUUUUUUUCAAUGGUUUUUUUUUAAACUUUAGAAUUGCACACUUGACAGUUCGCUCAGGUUCACCAGGAAAUCUACAUCUCACAACAGACUAUUAUUGUAACUUGUCUGUAAAUGAAUGUCAGAGACCGAACACACAACACGCUGUUUGUACAUACUGUAUAUUAAACAUCUGACUGCGUAAAAGAUUGUAACUGAGCAUUACACUGAGCUGGUAUAAAUGUCCUGAUGCGCACUACUGAGGAAAAUUGACAGCUAAUAUCGCAAUUUGUCUCUUAAAGUUUUGUUACUGAAUAUAAAAAUACAUCCUUUAAAGGUGCCAUCUGAAAAAGCAUAAAAACAUUUUUUUUUUUAAAACGCCCUCUACUCAACAAUGUGAAGAGGUUACAGUGCCGACACAUCAACGAUGUAUUUAUUGUGUUGCAGAGAUCUCUACUGAAACCAGGAUGCUAACUAGCUAGCCCCGACCCGCCCUGUCUCGUAAUACCAAGUAUAGCUAAUGCGAGGUUUUGUCAAUCACGUCGAAGCUACAGGGCCCGUGUACUGUGUAUUUUUUAUUUUUUUUAUAAAAUCCAAAGUGGCGGACUCGAAAACUACUUAUAUUUUUGUUUCGUCUUUCCCACCACCAGUAUACUACUUUUCCAGUGUGGAGGGCAGGCGGCGGCUCCGGGAGACAGUUGGCGGCUACACUUCGCAUUCAGCCAUGACAAACCUCAGAACAUGGGUUCUGAUCCCGCCCGAUCGUUACACGGGUAGCCUACGCUGAGUCCUGCCGCUGGCCGAAUGCUCUCCUCACAGUGAAGUAGUCUCCUGGUGGACAAGACAAUUCAAAAAUAUACAAGUUCUCGUUUAUGCUGCUUUGGAUUUAAUCCAACAAACACUUGUGCGGUCCGCCCAGCUCUGAGUUAGUGUCACAGUAUAUAACUAUAGGCCACUGCUGCAUGGCAAGAGAAUACCACUGCAGUCUUAUUUUGACUGGCUGAACUUUCCUGCAUUCUUGCUCUUUUGUUGGUUAGUAGUUUGCUUUCUUUAUGACUGUAUAGACCCAGCAGAAAAGGUGAAAUGCUGCCUCCUAUUUCUUUGAAACA
Messenger RNA from Anarrhichthys ocellatus (wolf-eel), 3805 nucleotides. It is a transcript of the gene knop1, whose product is annotated as lysine-rich nucleolar protein 1. The transcript is spliced from 6 exons. The record is from RefSeq and is a predicted model, not a curated record. NCBI's taxonomy places the organism in Eukaryota, Metazoa, Chordata, Actinopteri, Perciformes, Anarhichadidae. Bases 1113 to 2675 code for a protein of 520 amino acids.